Molecule: messenger RNA, 366 nt
Organism: Aspergillus steynii IBT 23096
Lineage: Eukaryota; Fungi; Ascomycota; Eurotiomycetes; Eurotiales; Aspergillaceae
Exons: 1
Coding region: 1-366 (121 amino acids)
Source: RefSeq, a predicted model, not a curated record
AUGUAUCUGCACUUGGCGACGAGGAACAUGUACAACGUGGCAUUUAGUGCCCUACAGCGAUGUUUAGACAUGAUCACCACGUCGUCGCAGGGACAUGUGGCUCCCGACGAGCAAGACGAGCGCCUGGAGGCGUCCUCGAGGGCUCAUUUCCAGCUCGUGUCAGUCAUACAGCUGUGCUCGUACAUUUUCAACCGACAAAACCAGGCUGUGGAAACCUUGUCGAGAAACCACAGCAGAGUGUCGCGCAUCCUGAUGCUGCGCGAGCAAGACUCCAGGCAGUCGGUCUCUUUUGAUGCCAUUGCCGGGCUAAAAACAGAAGUAGAGCAACAGUUGAAGCAGCUUCAUCAAAGUUUAUGUAGGGCAUAG